This is a messenger RNA of Pungitius pungitius (ninespine stickleback), 2097 nucleotides long. It is a transcript of the gene ncaph2, whose product is annotated as non-SMC condensin II complex, subunit H2. Bases 337 to 2067 code for a protein of 576 amino acids. Gene Ontology annotation, molecular function: chromatin binding. The record is from RefSeq and is a predicted model, not a curated record. NCBI's taxonomy places the organism in Eukaryota, Metazoa, Chordata, Actinopteri, Perciformes, Gasterosteidae. Gene Ontology annotation, cellular component: nucleus; condensin complex. Gene Ontology annotation, biological process: meiotic chromosome condensation; mitotic sister chromatid separation. The transcript is spliced from 20 exons.
CCGCCAGCGAGCCGCCGAAUGGCCCCGGAGCCCCGUGAGCAAGAAGACGCGUUUCCAGGAACUUUCCAGGAACCCGGUCACGUGGUGCAGAGCACCAGCGAUUUAAGGUGGACCGACGCGUGCGCGCGCGCACACACAAGGAGGCGGUAAGCAGCUUCUUAGCAGCCGCUAGACGGAGAAGAAGAAUCGAACCAGCGAAGAAGAAGCUUGCGCGGGUAGUUUGACUGUUGUGCUAACUGCUACAUAAGCUAGCAGCUGUGCUUCUGCGAAGCGUUGUCAUCACCUCGUUGAUCCAGGCUCCCAGCUGAUCCCACAGUGGGUCUCCGUGAGGCGGUCAUGGACUUCUCCAAGAGCCGAUUCCCUCACCUGAUGCAGCCAAUCAGAGAGCUCACUAAGAACUGGGAGGUGGACGUGGCGUCAGAGCUCAACGACUAUCUAGAGGAGCUGGACAACAUAACCAUCACGCUGGAUGGAGGGGAAACCCGACUGAACUUCGCCGAGGCGGCGCUGCUGAUCCAGGGCUCGGCCCACAUCUACAGCAAGAAGGUGGAGCAUCUGCACAGUCUGGUGUACCAAACCCUGGAGUUCCUCAAUGACCGGAACAACAGGAGGAACAAACCGACGUCCUCUCAGGAAAAGGACGGAGCGGCGAGCGGCUCGGACGACGAGUUCAACCUGAUCGACGUCGUCGUUUCAACAAGACCGAUGAGGUCCGAAUCCACCAUGAGUGUGCGCGUUGCUCCUCUUCUUCCAGAGUGUCUGAUUCUUCCUGAACUCUCAGAGAGGCUGAAGCUGCCACUCAUCAGUGUGGCAGGGGACAUCCUCUGUGGCCAGAAGAACUUCAUGAUGAACCGCUUUGUCCCAGGGGACCAGGGCCUGAUCCUCCUCCCUCUGGGAUCCGGGGCCUCAAGGGUCCUGCAGAAUGGAGAUCAGAACCCUGUAGACUUGGUGCAGAAGAUAGGAGAGGUAGAAGAUGAGUGUCGUGACGCCGCGGUUGGAGAUGAGGGAGAUGAUGAUCACUUCUUUGACAUUGAUCUGGACCUGGAGCCUGUGGAGCCUGUGGAGCAUGUGGAGCAUGUGGAGCAUGUGGAGCGACACCAGGUUGAGAGUGAAAGACGGCCCCUCAGACGAGUGGAGGACAGACCCCCGAGAGCAGAGCCGCCCCCUCUGUACUCGUGGCCCUCGGUGGACCCGUGGCUCCUACAAGACGCCUACGCCGUGCUGGGGGGGGACGCACCCCUGAAAGCAGCAAAGUGCUACUCGAUCCCUGAGGGUCUGGACCACGAAGGGAAGCGCAAACGGAAACCAGCUUCUCCACUGCAGGACUUCUGGAGCUGGUCUGAGAGAGCAUUUGAGCCUCUGACGCAGAAGUUAAAGAAUGGACCAUCGUGUCCAGCCCUGAACUAUAUUUAUGUGACCACGAUGGCCGACCGCCUGAAGGCCCAGAGGAUGAUCAACAAGAGAGCGGGGGUGGUGGUCUCUGACGAUGAACUGAUGAGAACCUUCCUGGAGCUGGAGGAGGAGGGGCCACAACAGCAGAGGGAGGAGCCUGUGGAUGAAGGUGAAUAUGACGAGCACAACGAACAGGAAGCGUUUCCAGACGACACACCUGUAGAACCAGACCCGAUCUCAGCAGGCGCUCAGGGAGACAACCUGAAUUAUGAAGACCUGGUGCUGCUGCGCAUGGAGCAGCUGAUGGAGAACAGUAAAGGUUGGUCUCAGGACACAGCCCUGUCCCGCAGGGUCCAGCACUGGGAGGACAAGAUACGCCCCCUACUGUUGGAGCAGGAGCAGCGCCCCGUGUUCGACAUUCAUCAAUAUGGAGAUCGGAUCGUCUCGGCGCUGCGGGACGUCGGUCAGAGGAGAUCUUUCGCCUCCAUCGUCUACGGACUAGAAUCCCAUGAGGCCAGCAAGUACCUGGUGGCUUCACUACAGCUGGCCAACGACGGCACGGUGGAGGUGGACAGCGCCGCGGGUCUGGAGGACAGUUUGGACUCGCUGAGUCUGACGCUGCUCAGCACAGAGAAGGCGAGAGACCGGCUCAAGGACAUGGCGACCUUCCCCUAAAAGCACCUCAAUAAACCUCUUUUGAUAUUU